AUGGCAUCCACUCUCAAGAGCGCACUUCCUUCCCACCUUAAGCCAUCUGGCUUGGGCGGCGACAACGCUGCCGAAUUUGCUCGAAAACACCAUGGCAAGACCCAAUCUCACAUGGCUUUCGAGAACACUUCCACAUCGGUCGCUGCCAGCCAAAUGCGAAAUGCGCUUAACAACUUAGCUGAUACUGUCACCGACCCUACUGAGAAGAAGCUUUUUGAGACUGAGAUGGACAACUUCUUUGCUCUUUUCCGCAGAUAUUUGAACGAUAAAGCUAAGGGAAACCAACUUAGUGAUUGGGACCGCAUUGCCCCACCAGCACAAAACCAGGUCGUCGAUUACAACGAGCUUGCUAAUUCCGAGUCGGUUGGCUUCUUAAGCAAACUUGCUGUCCUCAAGCUCAAUGGAGGUCUCGGUACCUCUAUGGGAUGUGUUGGUCCAAAAUCGGUUAUCGAAGUCCGUGACGGCAUGUCUUUCUUGGAUCUUUCUGUCCGUCAAAUCGAAUAUCUCAACCGAACAUACAGCGUGAACGUUCCUUUCGUUCUCAUGAACUCGUUCAACACCGACGACGACACCCAGAACAUUAUUAAGAAAUACGAGGGACACAACAUCGAUAUCUUGACAUUCAACCAAUCCCGAUACCCAAGAAUCUUGAAGGACUCCCUUCUCCCAGCACCAAAAUCUUUCAACUCCCCAAUCUCUGACUGGUACCCACCAGGACACGGAGAUGUAUUCGAGUCGCUUUAUAACUCAGGUAUCCUUGACAAACUCAUCGAGAGAGGUGUUGAGAUUCUUUUCUUGUCUAACGUUGACAACUUGGGUGCUGUUGUUGAUCUCAGAAUUCUCCAGCACAUGGUCGAGACCAAGGCUGAGUACAUUAUGGAAUUGACCGACAAGACCAAGGCUGAUGUUAAGGGUGGUACCAUCAUUGAUUAUGAGGGAUCCGUCCGCCUUUUGGAAAUCGCUCAAGUUCCUAAAGAGCACACUAACGAGUUCAAGUCUAUCAAGAAGUUCAAGUACUUCAACACCAACAAUAUCUGGUUGAACUUGAAGGCUGUCAAGCGUAUUGUCGAGAACAAUGAGCUCGAGAUGGAGAUUAUUCCAAAUAACAAGUCCAUUCCAGCUGAUAAGAAGGGCGAGUCUGAUGUUUCAAUUGUCCAACUUGAGACAGCUGUCGGAGCCGCUAUCCGUCAUUUCCACAACGCCCAUGGUGUGAACGUACCACGAAGACGUUUCUUGCCAGUCAAGACCUGCUCCGACUUGAUGCUCGUCAAGUCUGAUCUGUACUCGCUCAAGCAUGGUCAGCUCCAGAUCGACCCCAACAGAUUUGGCCCAGCUCCACUCAUCAAGCUUGGUAACGACUUCAAGAAGGUAUCCGAUUUCCAAAAGAGGAUCGGUUCCAUCCCCAAGAUUAUCGAGCUUGACCAUUUGACAAUCACUGGUGCUGUCAACCUUGGUCGUGGCGUUACUCUUAAGGGUACAGUCAUUAUUGUAGCGACAGAAGGCAGCACUAUUGAUAUUCCUCCGGGAUCCAUCCUGGAGAACGUUGUCGUUCAAGGUUCAUUGAGACUUUUGGAGCAUUAG
Molecule: messenger RNA, 1581 nt
Organism: Glarea lozoyensis ATCC 20868
Lineage: Eukaryota; Fungi; Ascomycota; Leotiomycetes; Helotiales; Helotiaceae
Product: Nucleotide-diphospho-sugar transferase
Exons: 4
Coding region: 1-1581 (526 amino acids)
Biological process (GO): UDP-alpha-D-glucose metabolic process; glycogen metabolic process
Cellular component (GO): cytoplasm
Molecular function (GO): UTP:glucose-1-phosphate uridylyltransferase activity
Source: RefSeq, a predicted model, not a curated record